Dichomitus squalens LYAD-421 SS1 is the source of this 927-nucleotide messenger RNA. RefSeq lists its product as uncharacterized. The coding region runs from base 1 to 927 and encodes 308 amino acids. NCBI's taxonomy places the organism in Eukaryota, Fungi, Basidiomycota, Agaricomycetes, Polyporales, Polyporaceae. The transcript has 6 exons. The record is from RefSeq and is a predicted model, not a curated record.
AUGGCCAAACAGGACGACUCCCGGAAUCUACGUCCGCUCGUCGAGGAGUAUCUCGCAGUCUUCGACGAGCCCCUAUAUCACCAUCUGGAUAUUCCAUCAUGGGUUCUCGCUGUCUCACCAAGUGCCGCUUCGGGCCAUCUCUUCACCGUGCGCAAGCUCAUCCGAGCCAUGUACAAUACUGCUGCCAACCUCCGCCUUGAGGACGGGGAACGAUACGUUUUAACUACAGUCUGCGCCUGUGCGGACAACGCCAAGAAGAAGCUUUCGCCGGAGGCCCAGAACGACGCGCUCGCACUCUAUUCGCGGCAGAUGGAGUCCGUCCUUCGACGGGACGGCCACAAAUGCGCUCUCACCGGUCGCCCCGAAGCCGGCUACUGGGCCUUGUAUCAAUGGGAACACCCCGAGGCUGAAGUGCCCGGACCCAUCUGGGACACAGUAGGAGCCGCACAUAUCUUCAAGUGCCCCUUUAUACAUUGUCUGCCCAUUUUGACAACAACGAUCAGGUACGUCGGCGAGCCUCUGGCUGGGAUUACCCUGGAUAUUCUCCGCCGCUAUGCUCAGCUCUCGGACGAGUGCAUCGGGGGCAUGGCGGUCAUCGACAGGCAGGAGAACGCUAUAUCGCUUUUCCACACCUUCGGAUUCUGCUUGGCACCCACGGAGGUCAGGCAGUACGAUGGUACAGAUGCAUCUGCUAGCCAGUUUCCGAGCCGUCAACUCUUACGGUUACACGCUACUUUGGCCGGCAUUCUACACGAGAGCAGUGCGGCGAAAAUGUUCGCCCAAUUGAUGGGUCGUUACACGGAUCUCUUCCGUGGUUCAUUAGAUCCCCCCACGGCGACCGGUGGCCGAGAAGAGGUUCCGGAGGAGGUUUCGGAAGAGCGGCCGGGCAAGCGCUAUCGGUCGGCGCUGUCUGUCGCAGUAAUCUGA